CGGGCGACGUGUAUUGUCCUCCCCGGGAGCCGCGCCACAAAGGAGCCGGGCGGUGGAGCGCGGGGGAAGAGCGAGCGAGCGAGCGGGGAAGAGCCGGCCGGCGUGCUAAGAUGGCUGAAGGCGCCCGGCGAGGGUGAGCGGGGGGCGCGGCGCAGGACAGCCGUCCUGACCUCGGGGCCCCGCGGCCCGGCGCCGCGAGCCACCAUGUCCUUCGCGCUGGAAGAGACUCUGGAGUCGGACUGGGUGGCUGUUCGGCCCCAUGUGUUCGACGAACGCGAGAAGCACAAGUUCGUCUUCAUUGUGGCCUGGAACGAGAUCGAAGGCAAGUUUGCCAUAACCUGCCAUAACCGGACGGCCCAGAGGCAGAGGAGCGGUUCCCGGGAGCAGGCGGGGGCGCGGGGAGGCGCCGAGCCCGGCGCCCCGGCCUCCGAUGGGACCCGCGGGCCUGGCAGCCCGGCGGGCAAGUGCCGGCCCGAGGCCGGUGCUUCUGCUACACCCGUCCGGAGCCCCGGGCCCCGGAGGAGCCCGAUUUGGGCGGACGGCGGCUCUCCGCGGAGCCCGCGCAGCCUUCGAGGGGACCCACUGCUGCGGGGUCCGGCGGGCAAAGGGGCGGAGAGUCCACUCCGGAGCCCCGCGCGGGCCAAGCCCAGCCCGGUCCGGAAAGGAGCUGAACCCAGAGAUGCGACGAGGCCUGCCACUGCAGCAUCCCCUCCGGCGCCCAGGGAGGCCCCCGUGUCCUCGGUGCGGGUAGUAAGCGCCUCCGGGGCGGUCUCCGAGGAGAUCGAGGUGCUGGAAAUGGUGCGGGAGGACGAGACGCCCCUAACAGUCACCGACGCGGAGCAGCCGCCGCCCGCCGCCGCCACCACCACCGAGCCUGAGUCUCCCGCCGAGGAGUGCAGUUGGGCUGGGCUCUUCUCCUUCCAGGAUCUGCGCGCCGUGCACCAGCAGCUCUGCUCGGUGAAUUCGCAGCUGGAGCCCUGCUUGCCGGUGUUCCCCGAAGAGCCUUCCGGAAUGUGGACGGUGCUGUUUGGGGGCGCCCCUGAGAUGUCCGAGCAGGAGAUCGACGCUCUGUGUUACCAGCUCCAGGUUUACCUUGGACACGGCCUGGACACUUGUGGCUGGAAGAUCCUUUCCCAGGUGCUCUUCACGGAGACCGAUGAUCCUGAGGAGUAUUACGAGAGCCUCAGCGAGUUGAGGCAAAAGGGCUAUGAAGAAGUGCUUCAGCGGGCCCGGAAGCGCAUUCAGGAGCUACUGGACAAGCACAAAAAUAUAGAGAGCAUGGUGGAGCUUUUAGACUUGUACCAGAUGGAAGAUGAAGCCUAUAGCAGCCUUGCAGAAGCCACAACUGAACUCUAUCAGUAUUUACUUCAGCCGUUUCGAGACAUGAGAGAACUUGCCAUGCUACGAAGGCAGCAGAUUAAGAUUUCUAUGGAGAAUGAUUAUCUGGGACCUCGAAGAAUUGAGAGUCUACAAAAGGAAGAUGCUGAUUGGCAACGGAAAGCUCACAUGGCCGUACUGUCUAUCCAGGAUCUUACUGUCAAAUAUUUUGAAAUCACAGCUAAAGCUCAAAAAGCUGUGUAUGAUCGAAUGCGAGCAGAUCAGAAGAAGUUUGGAAAAGCAUCAUGGGCAGCAGCUGCUGAACGUAUGGAAAAGCUCCAGUAUGCAGUUUCUAAAGAGACUUUACAGAUGAUGAGAGCUAAAGAGAUCUGUUUGGAACAGAGGAAACAUGCACUAAAAGAAGAGAUGCAGAGUUUGCAGGGUGGUACAGAAGCUAUUGCUCAGUUGGAUCAGUUAGAAGCUGAUUAUUAUGAUCUGCAACUUCAGUUAUAUGAAGUACAGUUUGAAAUAUUGAAGUGUGAAGAGUUAUUAUUGACAGCACAACUGGAAAGCAUCAAAAGACUUAUAUCAGAAAAAAGAGAUGAAGUGGUAUACUACGAUACUUAUGAAAGCAUGGAGGCCAUGCUGGAGAAGGAAGAGAUGGCAGCGUCUGUGCACGCACAGAGGGAAGAGCUGCAGAAGCUGCAGCAGAAGGCUCGCCAGCUGGAAGCAAGACGGGGACGAGUCUCAGCCAAGAAAGCCUACCUCAGAAAUAAAAAGGAAAUUUGUAUUUCAAAACACAAUGAAAAAUUCCAGCAACGCUUUCGGAGUGAAGAGGAAUAUAGAAACCAUCACACAGCACAACUUAAGAAAGAGAAAUUACUUGAUGAAGAAGAACGAAAAAGUGCCUGGGUUAGCCAAGAGAGACAGAGAACACUAGAUAGACUUCGGACCUUUAAGCAGAGGUACCCUGGGCAAGUCAUACUUAAAUCAACCCGAUUACGACUGGCCCAUGCAAGAAGAAAAAGUGCAGCAAGUCCUAUGUCCCAGGAGGAUCAGGGUGACUCACUACCAGGAGUGUUGCAGGGAAUGGAGAAAGCAGAAGAGUUGGGAGAAAGAAGAGACCCUCUUGGAUCACCACAGACAACAGAACCCCAGAGCCUUGCACAACUUGAAGAUUCUUCAUUAGCACAACUUGAAGCCACUUCAUUACCUCUCAGUGGUGUUGUCUCUGAACUGCCUCCCACUGCAUCGCUUCCACUUUUGACUAGUAAUGACCUCGAACCAUGUUCUGGUACCAUAGAUCCAGUUCCACCACCUCUCCCUCCAACACCCCUGCCUCCACCUCCUCCUCCUCCUCCACCGCCACCUCCACCACCUCUACCUGUUGCAAAAGAUGAAUGUGCUGAUGUCACCGCAGAGACACUGGAGAAAGGUCUGCCUAGAAAGGAAGGAACUGAGAAGAGAAUUCCCAAAUCAGCCAGUGCCCCCUCAGCUCACCUCUUUGACAGCAGCCAGUUGGUCAGUGCACGGAAGAAACUCAGAAAGACUGCUGAAAGUUUGCAAAGGAGAAGAGUGAGCUCACCCAUGGAUGAGGUGCUAGCAUCCUUGAAGCGUGGUAGUUUCCAUUUGAAAAAGGUUGAACAGCGAACUCUACCCCCUUUUCCUGAUGAAGAUGAUAGCAACAAUAUCUUGGCACAAAUAAGGAAAGGGGUAAAAUUGAAGAAGGUUCAGAAGGACGUUUUGAGAGAAUCCUUCACACUUCUGCCUGAUACAGACCCUCUGACACGGAGCAUCCAUGAAGCUCUAAGAAGAAUUAAAGAGGCAUCUCCUGAGUCAGAGGAUGAAGAAGAGGCCCUGCCUUCCACAGAUUGGGAGAACUAACAAGUGUCUUAGAAGAAAGAAAAAACCUACAGAUGAAGAUUAGUUCCAAUCCUUUUGGAAAACAAAACUUUUAAACUCUUGGGUCCAGAAUUGGAUUAUAUUAGAUCCAAAGUAUACUGGCUGAGUAGGCUGAAAAAAAAAAAAGGAAGCACCAUUGGUAGAUUAUUGCUUUUUCCAGUCAUUCCAGUUGAUUAGUUUAGAUGUGCAAUAUUCCGGGCUACAAUGGAGAAAAGACCUUCCAGAGACAGCUAUCUUUUAUAAAUUUUCUCAUCCAUCCACUUGUAUAUCUUCUUCUAGUGCCCAGCUAAGCUAGGGGUCACUCUGGCUUGGAAGAAAACACACUGGGUUGACAAAGAUCUACUAUGAGAUAUUUUGAGACUGCUUAGAGAUCCAUCUUGCAAUGUACUGAGAAGAUGUACUGAAAAACAGAGCUUCUUCCAUAUCAUCUUGUAGAAAUACUACAGCACCCUGAAAAGAAAAGUUUGUUGUGGUAGCUGUAAGUCAGGAAUUAAAAAUAUCAAGUGGAAAUGCACUUAAAAUUUCCAAAUCACUUAUCUCUAAAGGAAUUUUCACAAAGAUGUUCAACAUCUGAAAAUCCAACAAGAGUUAGACCUAUUAAUGUGUGUACUACAACAUGAUGUAUUUAACAAGACUUAUUUUUAGAAGGCCACCCAGACUUACACUUUGUAAGGGUUUGGAGUUCAAAUUUCCAUACUUUUAAAUAGGUUUUCAUAAUUCUGAAUUUGUAAUAGUUUGAAUUUAUGUGCAUCCUUGUUUAUCAAAAGCAGUACUUUGUAAUUUGAUAAUAUUUCAAAUUAUUUUUGGUCUUUUUGUUUAAACUAUUGUUUAUUAUAACAUGACUUUCCUGUUUAGAAUCAGAAAUCAGGAUUCAAAAAUAGGAAUACAGAUCACAACUCUACCAUGCACAUUUUGUGUUUUUAUUAUGAUCCACAGUGAGACACACAUGCUCUGCAAAAGUACAGAAAGUAGAUAAACAGAAAAGCCUCUUUGGCAUUUCAGUCUUCAAAUGCUUUGACUAGAACUUUGAGAGCGAACCUUUGUUAUUGUCACUUGACUUUUAAACAUCUGUAGCUCUGGGUGCCGAUUUAGCUGCGGAUAGGGUCUUGAAGGGUACAUUUUUGUGCAUAGAGCCGUCAUGGAGUAUCAGCAGGACUACUGUGGGCUUGCAUACUGGGAGGUAUGGUGGCCUCGUUUUCAGUGUAAUUCUGCUUAAGGCAGAACUUGGCCUUUAUGCAGGGAGCUGAGGAUUGAAAUACCAAAAAGAACUUACUUAACAAGGAGCUCUUUGGCCUCACCCCAGAAAACAGUACAGUUGUAAACGCUCCUGUGUGUUUUAACUGUUUUCCUAGAGAAAAACCAUUCAUAUUCUUGUCAUUUUUAAAUGUUAUUUUCUUUAAAAUAAUAAUGGAGAAAAGUUUGGCCACAGGUUAUAUAAGACAAAAUCUACACACUUAAAUGUUAGUAUUGUGAUUAUUAAUGAGAUUAGGAGCUUCUGCAUAGUAUCAUGAAACUUAUUUCAGUUCUAGCCUAAUUCCUUAUCUGAAAUUAUUAAAAAUACAGAUCCUACUAUAUAAACUUCAUCCUAAAAUGAGGGUGGAUGGGCUGGUAUAUCCUUUU
Molecule: messenger RNA, 4839 nt
Organism: Dipodomys ordii (Ord's kangaroo rat)
Lineage: Eukaryota; Metazoa; Chordata; Mammalia; Rodentia; Heteromyidae
Gene: Jmy
Product: junction mediating and regulatory protein, p53 cofactor
Exons: 11
Coding region: 205-3201 (998 amino acids)
Biological process (GO): 'de novo' actin filament nucleation; Arp2/3 complex-mediated actin nucleation; intrinsic apoptotic signaling pathway by p53 class mediator
Cellular component (GO): cytoplasm; nucleus
Molecular function (GO): Arp2/3 complex binding; transcription coactivator activity; actin binding
Source: RefSeq, a predicted model, not a curated record